AUGGAAAAGACGAAAUACAUCCCAAUUCCAGAGCCCAGAGGCCUGCCUCUGUUGGGAAACAUCCUGGAUGUUGAUUCUGAGGCACCGGAGAAAAGCUUUCAGCUCCUGGCGGAAACCUAUGGUCCGAUCUUUCGGCUGCACCUCGCUGGAGCAUCAAGAGUGUUCAUAAGUACCCACGAGCUCGUUGAUGAAGUUUGUGACGAGGAACGAUUCACAAAGGUUGUGACCGCUGGAUUGAGGGAAAUUCGAAACGGCGUUCAAGAUGGUCUUUUUACGGCGGAUUAUCCUGGGGAAGAUAACUGGGCGAUCGCACAUCGCGUCCUGGUUCCAGCUUUUGGGCCGUUGAUGAUUCGAGCCAUGUACGAAGACAUGUACGAUAUUGCAAGCCAGCUUGCUCUGAAGUGGGCACGACAGGGGUCAGCUGCUACUAUAAUGGCCAAUGAAGACUUCACUCGUUUGACGCUGGACACUAUCGCGCUCUGUUCCAUGGGGACUAGGUUCAAUUCUUUCUAUAGUGAAGAUUUGCAUCCUUUUAUCAAGGCAGUGGCUACGUUGCUGCAAGGAUCUUCCGAUAGGACUUUCCGUCCGACACUUCUUAACAGCCUACCUACGAGGGAAAAUAAAAAAUACUGGAGUGAUAUCAGUCUUCUACGAACUUUGUCUCAGGAGUUGGUUGAUGCACGGAGAAAUAAUCCAGAAGACAAGAAGGACCUGCUUAAUGCCCUCAUCCUUGGCCAAGAUCUUCAGACUGGUCAGCAUCUCAGUGACGACUCAAUUAUCAACAAUAUGAUAACAUUCCUUGUCGCGGGUCACGAGACAACAUCUGCCACAUUGACAUUCCUUUUCUAUUAUCUGCUGAAAAACCUGCAUGCAUACCAGAGGGCACAAGAAGAGGUCGACACAGUAGUCGGUCAACGGAAGAUUACAGCAGAGGAUUUGUCAAAAUUGCCUUACAUUGCAGCCUCACUGAGAGAGACACUGCGACUGCAGGCUCCAGUUCCUUUAAUCGCUUUUCAUCCCCACCCCGCUAAGAACCAUGAGGAUCCAGUAACUCUAGGGAAGGGCAAGUAUGCUUUAAACAAGGAUGAGCCAGUGGUUCUUAUCAUGGGAAAGGUACAUCGGGAUGCGAAAGUCUAUGGUGACGAUGCCGAGGAGUUCAAGCCAGAGCGAAUGCUGGAUAAAAACUUUGAAAAUCUGCCUAAGAACGCGUGGAAGCCAUUUGGAAACGGUAUGAGAGGAUGCAUCGGUCGGCCAUUUGCCUGGCAAGAGAUGUUGCUUGUGGUGGCCGUGUUGCUGCAGAGUUUCAAUUUUGAGAUGGAGAAUCUCAGCUACAAUCUUCGAAUCAAGCAGUCAUUAUCAAUUAAGCCAGAAGGCUUCUAUAUGAAGGCAACGCUUCGAAGAGGUCUAGAUGCGGCCCAGUUAGCGAGCUUCUUGAACGGCGGUGGCGAAAUUUCGUCCAAUGCUCUUCCGACACUCAAUGGCGAGAAGAAAUCCAAUACAGACGUGCGAUCUCAUGUGAAACCUAUGCAUAUAUUCUUUGGUAGCAAUACUGGUACCUGUGAGGCUCUGGCUCAGAGGCUAGCUAAGGACUCUAUGGGAUACGGUUUUGCGGCCAAGAUUGAAAAUCUGAACUCAGCCAUGGAGAAAAUUCCUAGAGACAGCCCUGUCGUCUUCAUUACCGCAUCGUACGAGGGACAGCCUCCGGAUAAUGCCGCCCAUUUCUUCAAAUGGCUGAAGGGACUAAGGGAAGCCGAGUUGGACGGAGUAAACUACGCUGUGUUCGGAUGUGGUCAUCAUGACUGGUCAGCCACGUUUCUUCGCAUCCCUAAAGCUAUCAAUGGUCUUAUCGAGAAACACGGUGGAAUCCACUUAUGUGACAUGGGUGUGGCUGAUGCCGCCAACUCAGACAUGUUCUCUGACUUCGAUACCUGGAGCGAGUCCAUCCUCUGGCCGGCAACCAGUUUGAAGUUUGGCCGUGAACCACCAAAGGGAGAUGUACAAGCCAAGUCUGCCUUACAGGUCGACGUAACUUCAAGUGUGCGAGCUUCCACGCUGGGCCUUCAGCUGCAGGAGGGAUACGUGCUCGAAAACACGCUGCUCACAACGCCCGACGUUCCAGCCAAGAGGACGCUGCGAUUCAAACUACCACCUGACACGACCUAUCAAUGUGGAGAUUAUCUCAUCGUAUUACCCGUAAACCCAGCUCAUGUUGUUCGCCGCGCGAUCCGCCGGUUUAACAUAUCAUGGGACUCUAUGCUUACCGUCUGGAAGCCAUCGCAUGCUCCAGAUGGGAUCACGAACAUGCCUCUAGAGACGCCCAUCUCCGCCUUCGAGCUCUUUUCCACGUACGUGGAGCUGUCCCAGCCAGCAUCCAAGCGAGACCUGACCACCCUCGCAGAGGCAACUACCACAGAUACAGACACCCAAGCAGAACUGCACCUUCUCGCCUCCAGUCCUAAUCGCUUCACUGAAGAAGUCAUCAACAGCCGGCUAAGCCCCCUCGACAUCCUCACACGCUACCCCUCCAUCAAUCUACCACUGAGCACUUUUCUCGCCAUGCUACCCCCCAUGCGAGUCCGCCAAUACUCGAUCUCAUCAUCCCCACUAGCCAACCCAGCAGAAUGCUCCAUCACCUUCUCAGUGUUAAACUCACCCCACCUAUCAACAAAGAACAGGCAAUUCGUAGGUGUCGCAUCAACCUACCUCUCCUCACUCCAACCAGGAGACCGCGCCCAGAUCUCCAUCCGCGCCUCAAACAACAGAGGCUUCAAACCCCCGUUGAAAGAGGAAACACCGUUGAUAAUGGCAUGUGCAGGAAGCGGUCUAGCCCCCUUCCGCGGUUUCAUCAUGGAUCGCGCGGAAAGGAUCCGUAGUGAACUCUCUUCCGACGCUGACCAUUCUGACACAGGAAAACCAGCGAGAGCUAUAUUAUACAUCGGCUGUCGCACAAAGGGCAAGGACGAUAUCCACGCGAGUGAGCUAGACGAAUGGAGUCGGCAGGGGGCUGUGGAUAUCCGACGGGCGUAUAGUCGCCCGAGUGAUGGGUCACCGGGGCGUCAUGUCCAGGAUCUGAUGUUUGAGGACCGUGGCGAGCUACUUAAGUUAAUUGACCAGGGAGCACGGAUCUACGUGUGUGGCGGGAUGAAUGUUGGUCAAGGCAUUCGCCAGAGAUUCAAAGAUAUGUUCAUGGAGAGAUGGCUGGAGAAUGGGCCCGAUGGGGAUAAGGAGGCGGCUGCCGAGGAAUACUUGGAUGGGUUGAAGACCGAGGAGAGGUAUGCGACGGAUGUGUUUACGUAG
Messenger RNA from Aspergillus bombycis, 3297 nucleotides. RefSeq names its product bifunctional cytochrome P450/NADPH--P450 reductase. Gene Ontology annotation, molecular function: FMN binding; NADPH-hemoprotein reductase activity; flavin adenine dinucleotide binding. Gene Ontology annotation, cellular component: cytosol. The transcript has 5 exons. The record is from RefSeq and is a predicted model, not a curated record. NCBI's taxonomy places the organism in Eukaryota, Fungi, Ascomycota, Eurotiomycetes, Eurotiales, Aspergillaceae. The coding region runs from base 1 to 3297 and encodes 1098 amino acids.